AUGCCCUGCUUGCCGAGAUGCACCGAGACGGGGAACAUUGAUCUGAACAAAAGCUCCUUGUUCAACCCUGCCAACCUCAGCCAACGCGGUGACAUGAAGUGCACUGCCGAUGACUAUGAGGACUUGAAGCAACCUACUGAACUUAACGAAGAACAUCGCAAGGCCCUCCUGCGUGGUGAGCCCGUCCGAGUGGGUACUCAGGCCCUCAAGACCCGUUGUCUUAUCACUCCUCGGGGUUGCGUGCUUCGACAUCUCGAACCCGAAGAGGAAGAGCGAUACCUCGAACUGGAGAAGAGUCGGAAUGGAAUCAUUGAUGUCUUCCCGGUCGGCGACGAUUCGAGCAACAUCAACGGUGGCCUUGAUGCCCUUUUCGUGAACCCUGAGAAAUACAACAUUUUCUGGGUGGACGACGCUAUGGCCCAGAUGGGAUCCUCCUCUCCCGUCCUGGAGCCCACCGAUGCCAUUAUUCCGCCCAACGUUCUUUCCGCCAUGGAGGCAGAUAGCACCCGCAGUCACGACUGGGCCGUCGCCCACUCUGCCGAGCUUCUCCAGACCACCACGGCCGCCGUACGCUCCUUCGCCGCUGCUACCGCCAAACAGCUGCUCGGCUCCGCUGCCAUCCCUGGCAGCAACCCUACCCUCGAAGAUGUAGCGGCGAUGACGGACGAGGAGCUGAAGAGUCUUUCCAGCAAGACACAGAAGGACCUAGAGACUACGCGCAAGGAAAUGGACUUGCUGGAUAAGAAGUUCGCCGGCCUGCUGCGCCGCAACAAGAAGCUUCAACAGCAGGCUCUGGCUCUCACUGAGUCCGCGAAGCCGAAGCAGAGUGCAUGA
This is a messenger RNA of Penicillium cinerascens, 834 nucleotides long. RefSeq lists its product as uncharacterized. The transcript has a single exon. Lineage: Eukaryota; Fungi; Ascomycota; Eurotiomycetes; Eurotiales; Aspergillaceae. Bases 1 to 834 code for a protein of 277 amino acids. The record is from RefSeq and is a predicted model, not a curated record.